Komagataella phaffii GS115 is the source of this 897-nucleotide messenger RNA. RefSeq names its product mitochondrial 37S ribosomal protein MRPS28. Gene Ontology annotation, biological process: translation. Gene Ontology annotation, molecular function: structural constituent of ribosome. The transcript has a single exon. NCBI's taxonomy places the organism in Eukaryota, Fungi, Ascomycota, Pichiomycetes, Pichiales, Pichiaceae. The record is from RefSeq and is a predicted model, not a curated record. Gene Ontology annotation, cellular component: ribosome. The coding region runs from base 1 to 897 and encodes 298 amino acids.
AUGAGCUUGAUUAACAGAUUGACCCUGUUCAGGCCAAUCAUGUCGGUCUCUGCACAGAGAAUGACCUUUGCAACCUCCUCGGUUGCUUUUGAGUUUCACGUACUCUCAAAAGCGCAAAGGAAAAUCAGAUCCGAAACCAAGAAGAAACAGAAUAGGGCUCGUCAGUUGGCUAAAUUGGAUGCUUUGGAGAAGGUUGAUCCAGUUCUUGGAAGAGCUGACAAUCCUUUCAUUACAAGAAUACGGGCGGAAGUUACUGAAAAAGACGUCCUGGGCAAGGGUUACGAUUUUGAGGAGGUGGAGAAGCUCAUUUAUGGAAUUAACCAAGCACGACUGUCCAAGUUGGAAAACGACUAUGUCCGUAGUGUCUCCAACUCUCAAACGGAAACCAUUAAAGAGGUAGUGAUUCGUGUUUUAUCUAUGAGGAAUUCAAACAACCAAGAUAGAAAGAAUCUUGCUGUUGCUUUUGCUCGUAAGGAGUUCGAAAGAUUUCCUGGAGAUACUGGGUCUUCCGAAGUGCAAGCGGCUGUACAAACCCUCAAAUUAUACUUUUUAAUGGACCACAUUCGUCAGAAUCCUAAGGAUCUUGACAAGAUCCGAAACGCAAGAAUGUUGGCUCAACAGAGACAAAGAAUUCUCCGGUACUUGAAGAGAGACGAUCCUCAAAGAUACUUCUGGGCCAUCCGCAAGCUUGGGUUAACUGAUGAAGCCGUUCACAUGGAAUUCAACUUUGAUAAGCGUUAUAUGCAAGAGUAUGAAAUAUGGCCAGACCGUGUCCUUGUCAAAGAAAGUAAGAAACAAAUUGAAGAGAAGCGCAGAGAGAGACGUAAGGCCAAAAAGGCCAUGAGAUUAGCAAUCAUCCAAGAUGGUGUGGGUGAGUCCGCAAGUAAGACCGUGUAA